UCUCGCUGUAUACGGACCCUCGUUCUCGCAUUCUCGCGAGCAGAACGUCGGACACCGGCCGCCCCUUUCGCCACCUCCAUGAGAAAGCCCCACAAGCUUCUGCCCAACUACCUUCUCCUCUACCGACACACCAGACCCUGCACCUCAACCGCGGCCAACCCCGUCCCGGCCGCCUCCGCCGUCCUCCGUGACCUCGAUCUCCUGGACGCUGGCGAGCUCGCCCCGACCCCGCGCGUUUACCACUCGUUCAUAACCGCCUGUACGCAAUCCAAGAACCUCGAGGAUGCCAGGAAGAUCCACGCGCACCUGGCCAGCUCCCGGUUCGCCGGCGACGCCUUCCUCGACAACUCGCUCAUCCACCUCUACUGCAAGUGCGGCAGCGUGCUGGAAGCGCGGAAGGUGUUCGACGGAAUGCGGAGGAAAGACAUGGUCUCCUGGACCUCGCUCAUUGCCGGGUACGCGCAGAACGACAUGCCGGCGGUGGCCAUCAGGCUGCUCCCUGGCAUGCUGAAGGGGCGCUUCAGGCCGAACGGGUUCACGUUCGCCAGCCUCCUCAAGGCUGCCGGCGCUUAUGCUGACAGUGGCAUCGGGAGGCAGAUCCAUGCUCUUGCUGUGAAGUGUGACUGGCAUGAGGACGUCUAUGUUGGGAGCGCGCUCCUCGACAUGUAUGCGCGGUGUGGGAAGAUGGACAUGGCCACCGCAGUGUUUGACAAACUUGACUCGAAGAAUGGGGUUUCUUGGAACGCAUUGAUCUCCGGGUUUGCGAGGAAGGGUGAUGGAGAGACUGCUCUGAUGACCUUUGCGGAGAUGCUGAGAAAUGGGUUUGAAGCGACACAUUUUACAUACUCCAGUGUCUUCAGUUCUAUCGCUCGUUUAGGUGCUCUUGAGCAGGGGAAGUGGGUGCAUGCACAUGUGAUUAAAUCUCGGCAGAAACUGACUGCAUUUGUUGGAAAUACAUUGCUUGACAUGUAUGCAAAAUCAGGGAGCAUGAUUGACGCAAGAAAGGUGUUUGACCGUAUGGACAAUAAGGAUCCAGUUACAUGGAACACAAUGCUCACAGCAUUUGCACAAUAUGGACUGGGGAAGGAAGCAGUCUCCCAUUUUGAGGAGAUGAGGAAAUCUGGCGUUUACCUGAAUCAGAUCACCUUCCUUUGCAUUUUGACUGCCUGUAGCCAUGGAGGACUGGUGAAGGAGGGCAAGCGCUACUUUGAAAUGAUGAAGGAGUACGAUUUAGAACCGGAGAUUGAUCAUUAUGUUACGGUUGUUGCUCUUAUGGGCCGAGCUGGUUUCCUAAAUUAUGCUCUGGUCUUUAUAUUUAAAAUGCCCAUGGAGCCAACUGCUGCAGUUUGGGGAGCCUUGCUUGCGGCAUGCAGAAUGCAUAAGAAUGCUAAAGUAGGGCAAUUUGCAGCUGAUCAUGUCUUUGAACUUGACCCAGAUGAUAGUGGUCCACCUGUCCUGUUGUAUAACAUAUAUGCUUCCACGGGCCAAUGGGAUGCUGCAGCCAGAGUGAGGAGGAUGAUGAAGACAACUGGUGUGAAGAAGGAACCUGCAUGCAGUUGGGUUGAGAUGGAGAAUUCUGUGCACAUGUUUGUGGCAAAUGAUGAUACCCAUCCACGAGCGGAAGAGAUAUAUAAGAUGUGGGGUGAGAUAAGCAAGAAGAUUAGGAAAGAAGGAUAUGUUCCUGAUAUGGAUUAUGUGCUUCUGCGUGUAGAUGACCAAGAGAGGGAGGCAAACCUACAGUACCACAGCGAGAAGCUCGCGCUUGCAUUUGCGCUGAUCGAAAUGCCUGCAGGGGCAACAAUUCGCAUCAUGAAGAAUAUUAGGAUAUGUGGGGAUUGCCACUCUGCUUUCAAAUACAUCUCCAAAGUUUUUGGAAGGGAGAUUGUUGUGAGGGACACAAAUAGAUUUCAUCAUUUCAGUAGUGGAUCUUGUUCCUGUGGAGAUUACUGGUGAUUCUGCCAAGAUGUAGUGCGUUUAUGAAUCUACAAGGCCGUGGGUUGAUUCAGUAACAGCCAACAGGAACCUUUUUAUGGACUGAUAAAGGGCAAACUAUUUCUGCUUGAUUGUCUCUGUUGACAGAGCAAACCGCAAGCAUGCUGCGGCCCUGAAGAUCAUUUGGCAUCCUUCAUGAGGGAUGGACUCCAGAAGACAUGUGCUUUCAUCCUUAUAACGCAAUCACUAAAAUUUCGCAGGUUGCUAAAACAGCAUCAUUGUCUGCAUGAUUCCUGGGACAAAAGUAGACCUCCAUUUGGAGGCACGAUCUCCGACUGGAAACACACUUCAGAUGGCUUUAUUUUCCAGGUAAACAUUCCCAACAACCUAUCUUGCUCAUACGUGCAAAUGAAUGAUAGUCUGCCGAUUUCCGGAACCUAAUUUCCGCACCUGAUAAAUUCCAGAGAGAGAACAAUUUAGAUA
Molecule: messenger RNA, 2415 nt
Organism: Triticum aestivum (bread wheat)
Lineage: Eukaryota; Viridiplantae; Streptophyta; Magnoliopsida; Poales; Poaceae
Product: pentatricopeptide repeat-containing protein At3g24000, mitochondrial-like
Exons: 1
Coding region: 79-1953 (624 amino acids)
Biological process (GO): RNA modification
Molecular function (GO): RNA binding; zinc ion binding; protein binding
Source: RefSeq, a predicted model, not a curated record